Messenger RNA from Diversispora eburnea, 2697 nucleotides. The record is from the annotation of a GenBank genome assembly. NCBI's taxonomy places the organism in Eukaryota, Fungi, Glomeromycota, Glomeromycetes, Diversisporales, Diversisporaceae.
AUGAUACGAUUAAGUUUGAAUCAGAUUGUUUUGCUAACAGCGUGGAUAACAAUUUUUUCUCUGACGUCUUCGGUAUCAGAAGGUUACGGAAAUUUUACACAUAAUGAAACGAAGCCAUAUUCAACACCCCCACGGGUGUGGCAACAUGGGGAAUAUUUCGAUGGGACAGUGGUUCUUCGAAUUAUUAAUAGGGAUAGUGAUAAAACUUCAUCUACUGGAGAAGCAUGGAUAAGACAAGUGUUAUCUUUGCGCAUUAUUCAUCCCAAUGGAACAGUCAGUGAAAUAGACAAAGACCUAAAAAUUCAAGAAUUUAAUUGGCGCAUAACAAGUUCUGGUGGUGAUUACCUGGACCCUAUAAGUAUAUACGCACUUCAUAAGGGCUUCAUACUUGUUAGAUACUUUAAUGCUUCAGAUUCGGGCGAUUUUACAACUUAUGAAGAAUGGGGACGUAUUAUUGAUUGGGAUGGCAAAUUAUAUAGUGAAGUAUUUUUCGGGGGGGCUUACAUCAUAAACGGUACAUGGGGGUCAACGGGAAUAGUGACUAACGUUAAUCCAGAAAAAGGUUUUAUAAGGAUAGCUGGAAAUAUUACACUUCCUCAAAACAAUGGAACUUCUUCAGUAUUAAGAACCAUAGCUACUGUUGACGAGGGUUAUAGUAUAAUCAUGGGAAAUUUCACUAAUUCUAGUAGCAAUAAUCCUUUUGAAAUUCGUGCCGCGGUGUAUGCUUUAACAAAAGGAUAUAAUGAUGAACAAUUUGAUACACCAAGAAUGAUUUAUCAAUUACCUUUAGAUAAUAUUACAAUUUCUGAUAUAUUUUCUGGUACUUCAAGUACAGGAAUUGGACAAGUUUGUACACUCCACAUCAUACGGAACGAUGUUGAUUAUUAUGUGAAACUUAAUUUCUUAUCAUCUGGCUCAAUUACGGAAAUCAUCCCAUUAAGCAUAAACUUACCCGAAUUACCUUCAAAUUCUACUACUGAAUGGCAAAUAGACAGUAUUCCUUUGGGUGGUUAUUUAUACCAUAGUUAUUUUAUUGAUGCAAACUCGCAUACCAAUGUUAUUGUAUACUAUUUUGACGAAUACACAAAUAAGUUUUUUCCCUGGGAUGCUCCUGAACCAUCAGUUGUAAAUCUGAAGGGAGUUUUGAUAUUACUACCUAAUAAUACUAUGUUAAUUUCACAAAUAGAAAGUUCAGAUGCGUGGAGUUUUUUGACCACAGACAUUCCUCAUUACUCAAUAAAUUCGGAUUAUGGUUAUUUAAAUCUUCAAAUAAAAAAUACAAGUCCCUUAAUUAAUGUUAGUAUUUUAACCUCAACGGAUAAAAUUACGAUUACAUAUUAUGAUCCGGUAGAACUUUCUAAUGGGUACAUUUGGAUCUAUCAAUAUAAUAAUAGUGGCGACAACAUUAUACGACAAUUUGUUAAUGGUGUCAAUAGUUUUUGUAACGUCACUGAUAAUGGAUUGAUUGUAACUGUAAAUGUUAUCAAAAGUGCCUUUAGUAAUUCUAAUAGCCAAUUUUAUGUUAAAGUUGACGAUAAUUUUGUAAGAAACAAAGCAUACAAAGAAACCUUAGCGGGUAUAAAUGAUAAUAUUUGGAAAUUUAAUACAAGUUCAAAUGAAGAAAAAAAUUUUGCAGAUACGGUAUCUGGAGUGUUGCGUUUAACUAUAGAAGGCACCGAAUACUACGAAAAUCUUAAUUCAAAUGGAAAAGAUCAAUUCUUUGCAGAUCUGCAUCUUGAAUUAUCUAGAAUUAUUCCUGUUAAUAUUAAGCGACUAAGUUCAAAUAGGAAAACCCAAGUUGAUACCACUGUUAGUUCUAGUCGCCAAAUAUUGAUUUCACUUAAUAUUGAAUCAUCCAAUGAAGAAAGAAGUGUAGCAUUCAUUGUAGACGAUUUAAAUGAUAUGAUUGUACAUAGAAACAUGACUUCCAUUAGUUUAUUACCUACCACAAAGUAUUUAGAUGAAAAUUUUGGAUUUAAACCAAAACAAAACUUAUGGGAUGAAUACAAGUGGGAAUUUUUGGGUAUUAUGUUAAUACUUGCAAUUUUAGUGGUUCUUUUCUUAAUUGCACAAAAAAUGAACAAAAAGGGUCAUUACAUGGCUAUUUUACAACUUGGAUUAAUUAUUUUUGAUUUAGCAAUGGAUAUUCUUUUCGUCAGCAAGAAUGCUAAAGUUAUCAAAGCAUUAUAUAUUCCAAGUAAGGAAAACAAAUCAAAGGAUUUCAGGGUUUGGUUCACUCAAAAUGAAAAGGCGGCAUCAGUAUUUACAGUUUUAUCAAGUGCUGACAUUGAAAUAUUAAGUAUUCUCAAUUCAAAUUUGGCCGGAUUUAAAAUUUUCCAAGCCCCAAUUUCAAUUAAAGGAAAAAAUAGAAUCUUUUGGGUCUCUUGUUUAACCGUUUUCGUUGAAGAUAUACCGCAAAUGAUCAUUCAGUUAUUAUACCAUUUUAGUGUGAUUACAUAUGAUAUAAUCCCUCUUCUUACACUCGCCUCUUCAUGUCUUAACUUGUUAGUUAAUAUUAUUGGCAGAUUAUUUCAAACAUUAAAUAUUUGUCGAUUUGGAACUUUGGAAUAUGACAGUACACGGAAUCAAGAUGAUUUUGAAAAUCUUCAGACAACAUUUAUUGAAAGAAAUUUCACUUCAGACAAAUCGAUAUCACAUUCAAUUGAUGGCAAAGAAGAAAAUGAAAAAAAAUAUUGA